ACGUCAGGGGGCGCAGUGAAGGGAGAUUUCAUUCUCAUGUCAGCAACCAAUGGCAGCGAGGCGAUGCACGCAAGGAUUAAAAUGAAGUCUGAGAGCAAAUUGUGAGAGGUGAUCUGCACGCAGUCGUGUCUGCUGGUUUGGACACACUCGGUGGGCUUUUGUGCGGAUGGAGGUUUGUGUGAGUGUGCUUGAUUAAAUGAAGGUUUAAUACCCAGGCCUGAUGGAAAAAAGGGAUAGGAAGCCGGGCUAUUUUGCCAGGCUGAAGCGACAGAAGCAGCUCAAACAGAGCCAGUCAGAGAGGAAUGCCAACAAACAGAACCCAGUAAAUUCUCCUUUGAAGUCACCCGUCAUCUCCUGUCCAGGAGUCUCAGACGCCCUCGACCCCAACAAGAAGAUGGCGAAGGCAGCAAAGCCACCUGCAGGAUCUGAUGAGGGUUGCCAAAGUAAGAAUCAUACAAAGAGGGAGAAGAGAAGACCUCCGGGGACAGUGGAGUUUAUUGUGGGACCUAAUGAUUCCCUCAACAGCAUUGCACUUAAGUUCAACAUCACCCCAAACAAACUGGUCCAGUUGAACAAACUGUACUCACGCAGUGUCUACCCUGGUCAGAAGCUGUUUGUUCCGGAUGAGAGCCAGUCAGAAACUGAGCUAAAGCCUGCAAAUUCCUCCGAGCCUGCCACAAACGGAUUGUCUGAAAAAGCAUCACAUGAUAACAUUCCCAACAGCAGGUCUUCAAAGUCCAUCCGACGCGAGCUGUCUCCAAACUCUGAGGACGAGAGCCCGGCCACUGUAAAAUUCAUCAAGAUGAGCUGCAAGUACUUCACGGAUGGCAUGGGCGUGGUGGGCGGGGUUCUGAUUGUCACGCCCAACAACAUCAUGUUUGACCCCCACAAGUCGGACCCCCUGGUCAUCGAGCUUGGCUGUGAGGAGUAUGGGCUGAUCUGUCCUAUGGAGGAGGUCGUCUCUAUCGCGCUGUAUGAUGACGUAUCGCGCAUGAAGCUCAAGGACGCGCUGCCGUCAGACCUACCCCAGGAUCUGUGUCCUGUGUACAGGCCCGGUGAGUGGGAGCAGCUGCCCUCAGAAUGGGACCUAAAUCCCUUCAGCCGCUAUGAAGCUCUGGAUCCUAAGCGACCUAUUAUCUUAGACAACAUUGACUCCACACUCUCUGAGACCGCGAGCACACAGGAUGAGCAGCCAGAGAAGUCUCCUUCAGAUGAAGGUUUCACAGAGUUGGAACCUACAAUCAAUGGGACCACUGAUGGAGAGGCACUGGCUUUGAAAAUACGACGCACUGACAGCCCAGACCAACAAAAACUCUUGGAAGGUUCCUGCCCUAACCAGGAAGACUCUCAAAAUAAUUUGAUGCUGUGCCAAACUAAAGAGAAGCUGGAUGAAGAAGAGGACGAGGGCGUGGCUCAGACAAGUUCCAUUGACGACGGAGAGUCGGGACAGUCCGUGUCAGAGACUGAAAAACGGGGAGGCUCGUAUUAUCAGUCUAAGAGCCAGGAGGUAACCGCAACCAAAGAUACGGAAUCAGCAGGGACUGAAAAGCUGCCAAACGGUGUAAGUGAUAAAACAAUUGACGUAACAGUGGACCAAAACAAGCAGAGUCUGAUGGAGGCUUCAGAUAUUCACAGGAAGCUUAGUCCUGAGAAGCAAAGCCAAGCGGAUGAACUUACAAACGGACCAACAGAACGGGACAAACUCAGUGAGGACGAGAGACGAAAGAUAAAUCAGGAGGCAGAGGGGAAGUCCUGGUUGCUGGAGAGGAUACAGGCUCCAAUAGAAGACAUGCUCUACUCGUCUGAGGAGAAGAGUAAAAACCCGCCAAUGUUCCUGUGCUUCAAAGUGGGAAAGCCAAUGAGGAAGUCCUUUGCCAUUGGAAUGACCUCGAGUCCCACCCACUCAUUUGGGGGUCGGGAAGUACAGCCAGAGUACUGGUUUGCUGUCCCACAGGAAAGAGUGGACCACCUGUACUCGUUUUUCGUCCAGUGGUCUCCAGAUGUGUAUGGGAAGGAAGCACGGGAGCAAGGCUUCGUAGUGGUGGAGAAAGAAGAGCUGGACAUGAUCGAUAACUUCUUCAGUGACCCUUCUUCUUGUAGCUGGGAGAUAAUCACCAUUGAUGAGGCCAAGCGGAGACAAAGUUUUGGCAGCUGUGACGCAGACUUUUCGGUAGACGGGCUUCCUGUUCUUAGUCACACCAGUGCUCUGCUGCAGGACACGCACAUUGAGAAGCUUGCCUGUCGCUUGCCGGCUCGUGUACAAGCCUGCCCGUGGAGACUAGCUUACAGCACCGUGGAACACGGGACCAGCCUCAAGACUCUGUACAGAAACCUGGCAGAUGUUGACAGCCCUGUGCUGCUGGUCAUCAGAGACAUGGAUAACCAGAUAUUCGGGGCAUUCUCUACCCAUCCCUUCAGAGUGAGUGAACACUGCUACGGCACCGGAGAGACGUUUCUUUAUAGCUUCUGUCCUGAGAUCAAGGUGUACCGCUGGACUGGUGACAAUUCUUACUUCGUGAAGGGUAAUACUGACUCUCUGCAGAUGGGAGGAGGCGGCGGCCAUCUCGGGCUUUGGCUGGAUGCCGAGUUGUACCGAGGCACCACCACCAAAUGCGCCACCUUCAACAACCAGCCGCUGUCCACCCAGCAGGACUUCAACGUCCAUAGUCUAGAGGUCUGGUGCUUUGAGUAGCAGCCCCUGGCUGCUGGUGCUUUCACAUUCAAUCAGCUCCUCCACAUCCCUGCAUUUCAGGCACCCCAAAUCUAUUACGCACUAUGUGGAUUCAAACCUACCUACCGUAAAAAUAAAACAUGAAAUGCACUGACAUGGAAGAUGCUGUGCCAGGUAUGUUGACAGAAAACGCAAUGGAUUGAUCUUCUGUACGAUGAGGUAGGAGCUGACGGUGUUUUGUGUCUGAUGGGCCCAGUCGGUUACCCGUAGGUUGCCUGGAUUCAGUCAGGAUCAUCAACUCUUUAAAAAAAAAUUGGAAUUGUCACACAAUGUUAUUGUUACUGUGCGUUUAUUAGCUGCCUUUGACACUCAGUCAUGCCUCCAGCUGUCCCAGCAUGCAGGCUGCUUUACCAGCACGCACUUAUUACGAGUCCUAUAAAUAAAUCCCCAAACAGCUGGUUUAAAGCCUGUAUGUAUGUAUGUACAAAUAAGUUGGGGCACAGUGCUGUAGGCUGACGUGUGCAGACGUAAUGUUAACUUAAUGAGCACGUUUCAGAUUGUCAUGUAAUAUAAUGAAAAUAUAAAGCAGUUUGAUAUGGAUGUGUUUUUACAAUGUAAUUAACCGUAAAAGAAAGUGGAAAUGAUUAUGGAGAGUACAUGUUGAGAUGUAAAUCAUUCAAAAAUUCACUUUACCUGUAAGGAACUAAUACAUUUUUUUCUUCUUUAGUGGAACUCUUGCACUUCUUCCACAGGCACAUUCCCGUUUUUGUCUCAUUUUGAGUUAUCGAGUUACUGGUCCAUCAGGUUUUUGACACGAGUAAUACAGAGCCUCUAAAAAGAGCUCAUCCUGCUGGAUUCUUUUUAAUGUUUAAUGACAUCACAUCAAAGUAGUAAUAAUUAUAAAAAUCAGUCAUCUUUGUACAAAAAAGGAUAAUUUAAUUUUAGCCUCUGGAGACUCUGCAGCCACAUAUGAUGACAUGAUCCCCACCACGACAGUAGAAUACUUACUGUUUGAAGAUGAUGCUUAGUGUUUUAUACUAAGCAGGUCCUACGUGUCCCAGACAGUUUGGAAGGAUAUCUGGCUGUGAUUGGAGAGAUGACAAGUAGCUAACUAUGAAACAGGCCAAAAAAAAGGGGGAAUUCAAAACCACCAAGACACUAAUUACAUGUUUUAAGUAGUUACACACAUUGGUGGCUGUGAUUGUAGAGAUCUUACAUAGUUAGGAGGAAGUAAAUAUCCUCAUAAUAGUGCAAAGAUGCUAAUGACCUAUUAGAGACCCUAAAUGGUAAGGAAGAGCGAAACAUGCCUGACAUGGGGAAUUCAAAGCCACAAAUACAUAAAUGGCAGACAUCUGUGGUUGUGGUUGGAGAGAUGUCAAAUAGAUCUUAAGAAUUAACAUCCUGAUAAUGGGCAAACUCGAAGCUACCAAGACUUUAACGCCAUUGUUUAAGAAGUUCCAAGCAUCUGCACCUAUGAUUGGUAAGAUGCCAAACAGCAAGGAGGAAUUAAAUAAGUUUGUAUAAAAAAAAAAGAUCUGGAUGAGUAACUUUAAUUUUAAAACAAAUCUGUAUGAUAUGAUGUAAAUUAAAUUUAAAAAUAUACAAAAUAAUAAAUAUAUUGUGAGUGUAAAAAAAAAAAAUCACAAUUUAUUAAUCACUUUUACAGCCAAAUUUCCAAGUCUCAGAAUGUCCAGUGGAGUUCAUAUAUAGUGCGUGAAAACAGAAUGGCAAAUUCAGAGAUACUCAUGAUGACUUUGAGGAGCUCCAAGUAUCUGUGGCUGUGAUAGUAAAGAUACCAAAUUGUUACUAGACGUUUAAAAUGCAUGUAAAAUCAAAGCUGACGGUGUAAGAAGCUAACAUAAGAACUUUAAUUUGAAAACAAAUGUGUACAAUAUGAUCUAAAUUAAAUAAAAAUGUAUAAACUCUUAGUGUAACGCAAUUUACUCAUCACUCUUAGAGCCACUUGGGUUUGGACCAGUCAGAAGAUGUAUACCAGAAAUAUUCCAAGUCACCAAAUGUCAAAGGGAUUGAAUUAAGAAAAGUAUCGUUUGAAAACAGCUGACUUCAAAGAAAUCAAAAACGCAAUUUUAUAGGAGGUUAACACAUCGGUGGCUGUGAUUGGAGAG
Thalassophryne amazonica is the source of this 4797-nucleotide messenger RNA. RefSeq names its product nuclear receptor coactivator 7 (gene ncoa7b). Gene Ontology annotation, cellular component: nucleus. The coding region runs from base 221 to 2692 and encodes 823 amino acids. NCBI's taxonomy places the organism in Eukaryota, Metazoa, Chordata, Actinopteri, Batrachoidiformes, Batrachoididae. Gene Ontology annotation, biological process: regulation of transcription by RNA polymerase II; response to oxidative stress. The record is from RefSeq and is a predicted model, not a curated record. The transcript is spliced from 17 exons.